Messenger RNA from Psylliodes chrysocephalus, 456 nucleotides. The record is from the annotation of a GenBank genome assembly. Lineage: Eukaryota; Metazoa; Arthropoda; Insecta; Coleoptera; Chrysomelidae.
AUGGAUAACGAUUCUGAUACGAUGUCAAUCUCUGAAGAAGAUUCUAUGUCUGACGAUGGAAUAGAAUCAGACUAUUCACGUUCAACUAUAGAAGUAAAUCUAUCAGAUUAUGAAGAUUUUGAGGUGUUAUCGUUGGAUGGUGGAGAAUUUGAGUAUAAAAUUAACGAUAAACAGUUAGUUAAUAAUUUGAAGUGGAUAUGUUAUGAGCGUGAAAAACCAUGUUGCGUUGUGCAGUGUUUCUAUCAAGUUACAAACAUUAAACUGUGUAAUUUUUGUUUUUACCAAGUAAUGGUGAAUUUUGAAGAAAAUGUAAACCCACACCACAUUAAUCAGCAUUUUACUGGUAGUGUAGACUCAAUUUUAAACAAUUUAUACUUGUGUGAAUCUUGUAAAGUAUCAUUAUAUGUAAUGUGCUUAGCACAGUAUUGUGUAACCUGUAAUAAUGUAUCAUUAUAA